This is a messenger RNA of Paramecium primaurelia, 585 nucleotides long. NCBI's taxonomy places the organism in Eukaryota, Ciliophora, Oligohymenophorea, Peniculida, Parameciidae. The record is from the annotation of a GenBank genome assembly.
AUGAAUCAACAAUAAUAAGAGCUAAGAAUUAUUAAGUUAAAAAUAGAGAAGGAAGUAGUAUAAAUAGAUUAAAGGUUUGCAAAUGUAAGCAGUUUUUUUUAAGAAAUCUUUGAAAAAGAACCUGAUUGUGAUGAAGUAAAUUAUUCAAAAUAUAAAUAAGAUUAUUGAAAUCCCACAAAGUUGUGUAACUUAAAAAGCAUUUGAUUACAUAAAGAAAUAUUAUGAAUAUAAUAAAUAUGAACCAUAGAAAAUAAUGGGAGGUGCUUUAAAUGCAGAUUAAUUAUUUUUAAAUUAACAUGAUAAAGAAUUAAUGCUUCCAGUUAAUCCAUUUAAUGGUGAUUUACUCAAAUAAUUAAUUCAAGCAGCUGUCUAUUUUUAAUUAGAAGCUUUUAAAAGUAAUUAAAUACCCUAAUUUAAAUAGAAUUAUGUUUGGCAAGAUUAUAUUAUGAAUUUUUAAUAGAUCCAACAGACUCUAAAUGGUUACAAAAAUUGGCAGCUAAAUAUCCUGAAGUUCCACCUCUUUCAAUAGCUCAUUUAGAAUAAUAUAAAACAUUAUAUCCAAAUCUUUUUAAGGAGUUUUAGUGA